Messenger RNA from Arabis nemorensis, 1665 nucleotides. The record is from the annotation of a GenBank genome assembly. Lineage: Eukaryota; Viridiplantae; Streptophyta; Magnoliopsida; Brassicales; Brassicaceae.
AUGUCCGCAAAGAAGAAGGAGCUUGUGUCCUCUGCCAUGAAGAGAACUAGUGAAUGGAUUUCUUCUCAAGAAAUUCCUAGUGACGUCUCUGUUCAUAUAAGAGAAACUUCGUUUUCACUCCACAAGUUUCCACUUGUGUCAAAAUGUGGGUUUAUAAAGAAACUUGCUUCCGAAUCAAGCAACAAUUCGAACGUUACCGUUAUCAAAUUCCCAGAUUUUCCCGGAGGUGCAGAAGCAUUUGAGCUAGCAAUCAAGUUCUGCUACGACAUAAACUUCGAGUUGAACAAAGAGAACAUUGCGAUGCUUAGAUGUGCAGCAGAGUAUCUAGAGAUGACUGAGGAACACUCUGUUGGAAACCUCGUCGAGACGACAGAGAUUUACUUAAACGAAGUGAUCCUCAAGAGCUUAUCGAAUUCGGUCAAAGUUCUGCGAAAAUGUGAGGAUUUGUUGCCUAUAGCUGAGAGAGUGAAGCUCGUGAGCCGGUGUAUAGAUUCAAUUGCUUACAUAACUUGUCAAGAGAGCCACAUUAAGCAGGCUAUAGUUGACUGGUGGGCAGAGGAUUUAGUUGUUUUAAGGACUGAUAUGUUUCGACGGGUCUUGAAUGCGAUGAUGGCUAGAGGGUUUAAGCGAUACGCGCUUGGUCCAGUUCUUAUGCUCUAUGCUCAAAAACCUCUUAGAGAGUUGGAGAUUUUUAGGAAAGGGACGAAGAAGAUGGAGGUGGAACAAGAACACGAGAAAAGGGUGAUUCUUGAAACGAUUGUAAGUCUUCUUCCGAGGGAGAGAAACGCAAUGCCAGUGAGCUUUCUUUCGAUGCUUUUAAGAGCUGCGAUAUACCUCGAAACAACGGUAGCUUGUAGGCUUGAUUUGGAGAAGAGAAUGGGAUUACAGUUAAGACAAGCCGUGCUUGAUGACCUCUUGAUGUUUGAUGUUGACACUUUUCAACGGAUCCUCAUGAACUAUCUUGAGUUUGAAGUUGAAGGAAACUCUGUUGAUUUUGCCAGUGAUAUCGGUGAAUUGAUGGAGACUUAUCUGGCUGAAAUCGCUUCUGAUAAAAACAUAAGUUCUGCGAAAUUCAUCGGUUUAGCUGAAUGCAUUCCUGAACAGUCUAGGAUUACUGAAGAUGGGAUCUAUCGAGCUAUCGACAUCUAUCUCAAGGCGCAUCCGAAUAUAAGUGAAGUGGAGAAGAAGAAAGUUUGCAGCUUAAUGGAUUGCCAAAAGCUAUCGCAAGAAGCCAGUGCUCACGCAGCUCAAAAUGAUCGUCUUCAUGUACAAACCAUAGUUCAAGUUCUUCACUACGAGCAACAAAGUCUUCGCCAAAUUUUAAGCGAUUCAGAUUCCCCAGCAGCCGCAACCACAUCAGAAAUUCUUCCUCCUCCUAAGUUCACCUACUACAACGACGAGCUCUCUCAAUUAAACCGUGAGAAUCAAGACUUGAAGCUAGAGUUGCUCAAAGUGAAAAUGAAGUUGAAGGAGUUUGAGAAGGAGAAAGCUUUUGAAGUCAUGAGUAGUUCGGAUUACUCUCUGGUUUCUACUGCUUCGGUAGUUAAGCCUCCGAGAAAGUCAUUUAUAAGCUCUGUUUCUCGAAAACUCGGAAAGCUUUACCCUUUUGGCAUGUCACAAGGACGAACCAAACCAUCAAAAGGCCGAAGACAUUCUAUAUCUUAG